AUCUCUUGUCGGUAACGUUGCUGUUGGUAAACUUCUUUUCUAUGGUUAGCUCAGUCUGCUUAGCCAUGGCAGCACAAACCAACAUUAGCAUAGACAAAUCUGCUCUUCUUGUCUUCAAAGCUCGUAUCACCAGUGACCCUCUAAACAUAAUAUCGACCAACUGGUCGACCAACACUCCUGUUUGCACCUGGGUUGGCGUUACUUGUAACAAACGCCAUCAUCGGGUCGCAGUCUUGGAUCUCUCCUACAUGGAACUCGAAGGCACUAUUCCUCCGCAGCUAGGCAACUUAUCAUUUCUUGUUAAGCUGAGGUUCAGAAAUAAUAGCUUUCACGGUUCUUUGCCCCAGGAAUUGGGUCGUCUGCGGCGGUUGAAGUAUAUUUCAGUGGUAUUCAACAAGUUGGUGGGAAUCAUUCCGUCAUGGUUUGGGUCCUUAUCCAAACUUCAAAGCUUGAGUCUGUCCGGUAACAAAUUUUCAGGUUCCAUACCAGCAGCCAUCUUCAACUUAUCAGCACUUCAAGCGAUUUAUUUGAGCUACAACCAAUUAUCAGGUAGCAUACCAAAAGAAAUCGGUAACCUAACAAUGUUGAGGGAUCUAUACCUGGCUCAGAACAAUUUCAUAGAAAUUCCAAAAGAGAUUGGCACUUUGAAUCUGCUGGAGGUGUUGAAUGUCCAAAAUAAUGCCCUCAAAGGGGCGAUCCCUGUGGAUGUCUUCAACAUGUCUUCUCUAGCUAUUCUGGUUCUACCAGACAACAGCCUGAAUGGAACUCUACCAGACAAUAUAUGUCAACAUCUACCAAAUAUUCAAGUGCUUCAUCUGACCGGUAACCAGCUUGAUGGUCCACUUCCGUCCAAAUUUCCGAACUGCAAAGAGCUUCGGAUGCUAUCAUUGUCUGAUAACAUUUUCAGUGGAAGCAUACCCAGAAAUCUUGGCAACUUGACCCAGUUACAGGAACUUUAUCUUGGCUAUAAUAAUCUGGCAGGUAUGGUACCACCUGAGAUUGGUGAUCUUCAAAAUUUAGAGAUAUUAUCACUCCAAUACAAUAUUUUUGUUGGUCUCAUUCCACCCACAAUCUUCAACAUGUCUUCAGUGACAGAGUUAACAUUCACUAUGAAUCAGCUGUCAGGUAGCCUACCCGCAAACAUAGGCCAUGGAGUUCCAAACCUACAAUAUCUCUUUCUAACCGCUAAUUACCUUACCGGACAAAUCCCCGCCAUCUUCAUGUCUAAUGCUUCAAAGCUGAUGGACAUAGAUUUGAGCAAUAACUUCAUUUCUGGGGUUAUUUCAAGCACACUCUGUUCCUUCACAAACCUUGAGUGGCUUAACUUGGGGGACAACAACUUGACAAUGGAUACUUCUGGUCCAAAAGAAAACAUGUUCUUCAAUUGUUUGGCUAAUCUUACAAACUUGGGGACUUUAUCGUUGUCAUACAAUCCAUUAGAUGUCAUGCUUCCUGCUUCCAUUGGGAAUAUCUCUAAAUCACUUCAAAGCUUGCUCUUACUCGAUUGCAGCAUGAAAGGCAGCAUUCCUAGUGAUGUUGGUAACUUGAGCAACUUGACAGUCUUGGAUUUGGGGUACAAUCAACUAAGUGGAUCAAUUCCUGCUUCAAUAGGAAGACUUCGGAAUCUCCAAGGUUUGUACUUGAGUAAUAACAAACUGCAAGAACAUAUCCCAGAUGAAGUUUGUCAACUUCAAAAACUCACCGAGUUAUCUUUGGGUGUUAAUCAAUUCUCCGGCUCUAUACCUUCAUGCUUGGAUCUUCUGGCUGCAACACUAAGAAAACUAUCAUUAAGGUCUAAUUUGCUGACUUCAUCAGUACCAUCUACUUUGUGGAGACUUACAGAUAUCUUGCAACUAGAUUUGUCAUCCAAUUCUCUGGUUGGUUUUAUCCCGGAAGAUGUUGGUAAUUUGAAAGCUGUUGGGCACAUAGAUUUGUCAAAAAACCGUUUAUCUGGUGUCAUACCAAGCAACAUUGGGAGGCUUCAGGAUAUUGUCAAUCUCUCAUUGGCAAAUAAUAAUCUUGAAGGCUCCAUUCCUGUAUCAAUUGGCAGCUUGCUGAACCUUGACCUUUUGGAUUUAUCCAAAAACAAUCUAUCUGGACUGAUCCCGAAGUCUCUUGAAGCACUCGUACAUCUCACGCAUAUGAACUUAUCUUUCAACAAGCUCCAAGGAGAAGUUCCAACAGGUGGACCUUUUGAAAAUUUCUCUGCUCUAUCAUUUGUCUCCAAUGGUGAACUAUGUGGUGCAUCCCGACUACAUCUUCCACCAUGCAAAAGGAGGACUAAUAACUCCUUGAAAUACAUUGUUAUAGGGGUCUUGUUAUCAGUGCUACUUGCGAACUUCCUUCUCAUGUUGAUACUACGCCGGAAAAGGAACGUUGAGCCUUCACUGGAGACUCCAUUAUUUCCUCAAGUUUGGAGAAAAGUUUCAUACCUUCAACUUCUAAGGGCGACAAAUGGAUUUAGUGAAAGCAAUUUACUUGGCACUGGGAGUUUCGGGUCAGUCUAUAAAGGAACGCUUUCAGACGGGUUAGAUGUUGCCAUAAAGGUGUUCAAUAUACAACUAGAAGAGGCUUUCAAGAGCUUUGAAGUUGAAUGCCAAAUGCUAGGAAAUAUUCGUCAUCGGAAUCUUGUCAAAGUAAUCAGUUGCUGCAGUCAAGAUGAUUUCAAAGCUGUAGUAUUGGACUACAUGCCUAAAGGAAGCCUCGACAAGUGGUUGUAUUCUCAUGAAUUUACUUUGAAUUUCUUCCAGAGGUUGAAUAUAAUGAUAGAUGUUGCAUCAGCAUUGGAAUACCUUCACCAUGGUUACGAAACACAUAUUGUCCAUUGUGAUUUGAAGCCUAACAACAUACUACUGGAUGAUGACAUGGUUGCCCAUGUUGCUGACUUUGGUAUUGCAAAACUAAUAGGAGGAGAAGACUCAAUGACUCGAACUAUGACCCUUGCUACAGUGGGGUAUAUGGCACCAGAGUAUGGAAUGGAAGGAAUCGUAACUAGAAGAGGGGAUGUAUACAGCUUUGGUAUUGUACUACUGGAAACAUUUACAAAAAAGAAGCCAACAGAUGAGAUGUUCGUUGGAGGAAUGAAUUUAAAGCAAUGGGUUGCAGAAUCAUUACUUGCAGAUGCAAUAGUUGAAGUUGUGGAUGCUAACUUGCUUGGAACUCUGGAAGAGCAGGAGUCUGUGAGCAUGAGGAAUUGUUUUUCUUCCAUUAUGAGAUUAGCUCUUGCUUGCUGUGCAGAAGUAUCGGAAGAGAGAAUAAAUGUGCAAGAUGCUCUAGCCACACUCGAGAAAAUCAAGAUCAAAUUUUUAAAGGACACUGCAGGAGGUGCAGUGGUGAACCGUACUACUGUUUAGCAGCCAUGUCUUGAAUGGAUUCAGCUGUUUUUUUUUUUGUUUCAAUUUGAGGAGAAUUAUUAUACGCACCAAGUUGCAAGUAGAUCGAUAAUCAUAAUAAUAUCUCAGCCAUUUAUUUGAUCAGGUUCACAAAUGUAACAACUCUUUACUGGAAACAAGAGUACUAUCUUGGACA
Messenger RNA from Argentina anserina (silverweed cinquefoil), 3528 nucleotides. Its product is annotated as probable LRR receptor-like serine/threonine-protein kinase At3g47570. The record is from RefSeq and is a predicted model, not a curated record. The coding region runs from base 42 to 3353 and encodes 1103 amino acids. Gene Ontology annotation, molecular function: ATP binding; protein binding; protein kinase activity. Lineage: Eukaryota; Viridiplantae; Streptophyta; Magnoliopsida; Rosales; Rosaceae. The transcript has 5 exons. Gene Ontology annotation, biological process: protein phosphorylation.